Salvia hispanica is the source of this 971-nucleotide messenger RNA. Its product is annotated as guanosine deaminase. Gene Ontology annotation, biological process: purine nucleoside catabolic process. Gene Ontology annotation, molecular function: zinc ion binding; guanosine deaminase activity. The record is from RefSeq and is a predicted model, not a curated record. NCBI's taxonomy places the organism in Eukaryota, Viridiplantae, Streptophyta, Magnoliopsida, Lamiales, Lamiaceae.
UUUGUUGAACUACUAAAUUAAAACGUGAAUUACAUUUGAUUCUUCACUUCCACCAUUAUAUAUAUCUCUCUCUUUUAAAAAUCAAUUGUUUCACUCACCCAUUACUUCACCAGAAUCCCAUUUCUCAUCGCCGAUGGAGGAAGCUAAAGUUGUUGGCGUUAAAGACGGAACUACAGCUGCAUUCACUGCUCAUCAAGAAGUUAUCGAAGCUAAAGAUGGAGAUAUUGCUGUUCCUACUGCCUUUGCGGGUCAUCAAGAAGUUGUUGAAGCCAAAGACGGAACUAUCUCAGUGGCAUCUGCAUUUGCUGGUCAUCAAGAAGCUGUUCAGGAUAGAGAUCACAAAUUCUUGACAAAAGCAGUUGAAGAGGCGUACAAAGGCGUAGAUAGUGGAGAUGGAGGUCCUUUUGGUGCUGUUGUAGUACACAAUGACGAAGUGGUCGUUGGGUGCCAUAACAUGGUCCUCAAGCACACAGACCCCACUGCUCAUGCAGAGGUUACAGCAAUAAGAGAGGCUUGUAAGAAGCUCAACAGGAUUGAGCUCUCAGACUGUGAGAUAUAUGCAUCAUGUGAGCCAUGUCCCAUGUGUUUUGGCGCGAUCCAUCUCUCUAGAAUCAAGAGAUUGGUGUACGGAGCCAAAGCUGAAGCUGCCAUUGCCAUCGGGUUUGAUGACUUCAUAGCAGAUGCAUUGAGAGGAACUGGGUUUUACCAAAAGGCUAAUCUCGAAAUCAAAAGAGCGGAUGGGAACGAGGCGAUGAUUGCAGAGCAGGUAUUUGAGAAAACAAAGGAGAAAUUCAGACUCUACUGAAAAGAAUAUUUGUUGAUGAAAUUAUUCCCUAACACUUGCUCACUCCAUUAACUCAACAAAUGCCCUCUUGUGACUCUUCAGAUAAAGAAUAUUACUCAAUUGUAAGUGUUUGCUGAUGCAUUUAACGCUUAAGAAAAUGUGAUUUGUCAGUAUCAUAUUCUGUAUA